Messenger RNA from Labrus mixtus (cuckoo wrasse), 2185 nucleotides. RefSeq names its product ferric-chelate reductase 1a (gene frrs1a). The transcript has 17 exons. Lineage: Eukaryota; Metazoa; Chordata; Actinopteri; Labriformes; Labridae. The coding region runs from base 245 to 2056 and encodes 603 amino acids. Gene Ontology annotation, molecular function: oxidoreductase activity, acting on metal ions. The record is from RefSeq and is a predicted model, not a curated record.
UUUGACAGCAGUGAUUAGAAACAUUAAGUUUGUUCGGUUUAACUCAGCUUGUAGUCGUGCGCCUCAGUGUGCUGAAGACAUCAAGGCCCAGUUUUAUAAAAGUUUUCAUGUGCAUGGUGGUGAUAUGGAUCAUGGAUUUACCAAUUCUUUAAUCUGAGACCCUGUUAGACAUCUGGACCUGGUCCUUCAAUCGAAUCCAACAGGAUUAAAGCUGACUUGGUUUGUGGGCGCCCUCUAGUCGCAGAUGUCUCCUGCAGGCUUUAGUUGUCUUCUCUUCAUCGCUGUCCUGGUUUGUCACUGGGUGCCAGCAGGCUGCUAUGCCAACGGCAAAGUCGCCAAAGCUUGUCAUGGCAUGGAGCCAAGCCAUCAUGCCCGCGGUCAGUCCACUCCCAGCCCUUACAUCCUCACGGUCAACGCCACCACAUACGGACCAGGAGACCAGAUCCUAGUCGUCCUCUCUGGAAGCACGUACUUUACAGGCUUCUUGCUUCAGGCAAGAGAUACACCCAAUCAGGGCUCAGCAUCCAUAGUGGGUACCUUCACCCUGAUGGAUCCAAAGAGGACUCAGCUGCUCACCUGUAACAAACUCAAGGGUUCAGCGGUGAGCCAUACGACUGCUGUCCAGAAGAAAGAGGUAGCUGUCAUCUGGACCCCUCCCUCAUAUCCUGCAGUCCAGGUUCAAUUUUUUGUGACUGUAGUUCAAGAGUUUAAAGUAUUUUGGGUGAAGCUGCCUGGACCAAUCAUCAAUGAGGAAGGUUUUACUCCCAACCCAACGCAGCCAGGGACCAGGACCACACCUCCUUCCUUACAAACAACCACAACCUCAAUCCUGCCCGAGCCUAUGACCUCACAGGGAUGUGGCCAAUCAAAAUCCUGCCUGCUGGAUCCUCCAGGGUGCGAUCCAAAAGAAGAUCCUCUCUGUUUCUUCUUGUCAAUGACUACAGAAGGACCAAAGUUGGUGAUGUUUGAGCUGAGUGGUCCUGCAGACGGAUACAUUGCCUUUGCACUCUCCUUGGACACAUGGAUGGGCAAUGACGACGUGUACAUGUGUGUCAAAGAAGGGGAUCGAGUAUCAGUCAGCGCUGCCUUUGUCCUUGGACGAACUCAUCCCGAGGAUGAGUCACAGUCUGGUCUCUCCUCGGUGUCAUGGCGGCUGGCAGAUGGAGCAAUUCAGUGCAGGUUCAGUAGACCAGUCAGACUGGCCAAUCAGGAACCAGCUCGCUACGAUCUGGACAGAGGCUACUAUCUGUUUCUGGCUAAUGGACAAAGUCGGAAAGGCGUACUAUUACAACACAGCCGGCAGCCAUUAAUCUCCACCCAGAGUAAACUCAUCACUGGACCCCCUGAAGUCCUGAGGGGAUCCCGGGCACCCACCCUAAUGAAAAUGCACGGUUCACUUAUGAUGCUAGCCUGGAUGCUAACAGGAAGUGUUGGUACAUUCAUCGCAAGCUUCUAUAAACCUGACUGGCCAAAUCAAUCCCUUCUUGGUCAGAAAGUCUGGUUCCAGGUUCACCGGGGACUGAUGAUGCUUACAUUGGCUCUGACAUUUGCAUCGUUUUGCCUCCCAUUUUUCUACAGGAGUGGUUGGAGCAAGGGUGCAGGUCUUCAUCCGUACCUUGGUCUAUCUGUUCUUGCAUUAUCUCUAAUUCAGCCACUGAUGGCUGCAGUCAGACCCCCACCAGACUCAGGAAGGAGAUACAUCUUUAACUGGGCACACUUUGGAUUUGGGACUGCGACGGAGAUCAUGGCAGUGAUCGCCAUGUCCACGGGGAUGCGUCAGUCAUCACUGCUCCUCCCCCAGCCCUGGGCAACACAUGUUCUGAUUGGCUACGUGACAUGGCUGGUCUCAUUCAGGACCGGCUUCCUGAUUCACAUGCACUGCACAUGCACCUUGAAAAAGUCAUUGAUCAACUCGGACCAAUCAGAAUUGAUCCCCUCGGACCAAUCAGAGAACAACAGCUUGAGCGCCUUCAUGAAGUCUCUCCUCCUGGCUGUGUUCGCUCUGGGAAACGCUGGAUUCCUGGUGGCUUUGUUGUCUUCUGUCGCUAAACUCUGAGAUUCAAUCUGAGGAAAGGUCCAGACAACAACUGAAAAAAAAACGUGUGACAGACUUCGUUAUGAUCACAAGGACGUUCACUUUAUUACUCUGCAAACAUUCCUUCUAAUUUAAAACCAGAUCUCUCUA